This is a messenger RNA of Nicrophorus vespilloides, 630 nucleotides long. RefSeq lists its product as uncharacterized. The record is from RefSeq and is a predicted model, not a curated record. Lineage: Eukaryota; Metazoa; Arthropoda; Insecta; Coleoptera; Silphidae. The transcript has 4 exons. The coding region runs from base 1 to 630 and encodes 209 amino acids.
AUGGUGUCGUUGGUUGCUGGCAGGAAUAACCCAAAAACUGGUAGAAUGAGGACAGCGCGGCCGCUGGUUUUUGCGAUGUUCCUCUGUUGGAAUGCAAUGCCCACAAAACAAUACGACAUGGGCGGAAAGAGGGUGACAGUCCGGAGGGUGGCCCAGUGCAGCGACCGAAGGAGCUUAGCUGUUUCCGUCGAGGACGUCCAAUUAGGGGUGGAGAACGGCAGUCAAACGGUCGCCGGUCACGUGGCCUUCCGCAAAGACACGGGCACCAAGUUAUUCAUUAGGAUCGAUCUGAGGAAGUGCGAUGCGAGCGGCGCACCGGACACCUGCGAAUACGUGAUCAAGGAUUACGAGGCGGCAAACGCGUGUGACAUAAUCGGAAUGGAGAAGGAGAUCUGGUCUCCGUUCGUGGACAACUCGAAUAUGCCGAAGGAGUGUCCCAUUAAAGCGGGGAAUUACACUUUGAAUAAAACGGUCAUCACUGAUGACCUGAUAUCCUCCGUUCCGCACGCCUCGGCCGUAUGGAAGCUCCGGUUCACGGGCUUUGAUCAAGCCCUUAAUAUUCUUUGCGUGGAGCUGGAGGUCGCCGUUAAACUUACACAUGCCGGGAAAACCAAAGGACGCAGACCAUAA